CUAAAAGGAUGAAGUGGUCGGCUAAACAUACAUAUAUGGGUAUUGGACCCAAAUUCGUUUAAGGGACACAUUUUGGGCUUAUUUGUUCCAUUGGGCCAGGCAAAAUAAAUUGGGAAUGUAGAAUACACAACACUGGCCCAAUACAAGAUAUAUACAAAUUGCUUACAUCACACAUACUGACAUCACUGUGGUCUACGUGUAUAUUCUCUUUGUACAUAUUUACAAUUUGUUACGAACACAACAAAUAGAAUAGUGACAAGUGUAUAGUUUGUUAGCUUUCAUUUUCAUUUCAUUUGCUAUAUAUAGGAACAUUGUACAACAUUGUUUUUCAUCAAGGAAUACACAGAAUAUUCUCUCAUCUUCUUCCUUUCAUAAAGAAAUCAGUUUUUGCAUAAAAAUUUGAUCUUGAGGUGUUUUGUAGUUGACCCAUCUUCAGUUUGAAUUGUUUCUAGUGUUAAAUUCGAUGAACAAGCAUGGAUUGAUAUAUAUGAAGAAAUCGUUUUUAUGUGUAAAGAUUGGAUUUUGAGGUGUUUGGUUGUUGAUCCAUUUGCAGUUUGAAUUGAUUCUGGCAUUAAAUUUGAUGAACACGUAUCAAUUGUUAUGUAUAAAGAAAUCGUUUUUAUGCUUAAAGAUUCAAUUUUUAGGUGUUUGGUAGUUGACCCAUCUUCAGUUUGAAUUGUUUCUAGUGUUAAAUUCGAUGAACAAGUAUGAACUGAUAUAUAUGAAGAAAUACUUUUUAUGUGUAAAAAUUUGUUUUUGAGAUGUUUUGUAGUUGACCUGUUUGCAGUUUGAAUUGAUUCUGGCAUUAAAUUUGAUGACAAGUAUGAACUGAUAUAUAUAUAUAUAUAUUUUUUUUUUUAUGCGUAAAGAUUCGAGUUUUGACCCAUCUUCAGUUUGAAUUGAUUCUUCGGUCCGAGAAUGGAGGAGGGUGGUCCGAGUCAAAGUGGAGAAGAACCCACAUCUUGGGAUGAGCUUUACAAUGUCAAUCUGAUGCCUUCGGAGAUUUGUGUCAAGUUCAGAAAAGAAAUUGAGGGCUAUCGAGUUGGGGUUAACUUGGAGUUUUAUAAUGGCCCAUUCAAUGAGUACCUGGCUAAGCUGGUUUUAAAGCCUUUAUCACCGGAUCGGAGAUGGAAGUUCAUAUAUGAGCCUUUGCGCCAUGAAGUGCGCCUUCUUUCCAAGAAGAUCCCAGUGACAAAAUUUCUGAAUCUUCAGGUUGGCGUAGGCCAUAGCUUUCAGUUGCAUGCAACUGGUUGGAAAUGGAAGCUCACUACUUGUUUUGGAGGAGAUGGUCUCUCCAGCAUCCGGAAUAAAACAUCACUUGGAUUAUGUCCUGGUGUGGAUUUUCGUUUUGGAUGGAAAGCAGAUUACGUUUUUCCAGAAGUUACUGGGCCAGUUACUUUAUCCUCAUUUGCCCCACUUUGUAGAGAAUCACUCGGCUUCUUACCCUCGUAACAGUAUACUCUUUCUGUUUUAAUUUAUGUGUCAUAGUUUGACUGGAUACGAAGUUUAAGAAUGUAAAGAAGAUUUCUAAGUCUUGUAGUCUUAAAUAGGAGUGUCAAAUGGGCGAGUUGGGCUGAAUUUGGGUGGGUCAAAACGAGCUGACUAAAAGUUACUUGGGCUAAAAAUUGGGUCAUAACCCAAUCCGCCCAAUUCUCAUUAAGUUUCAAUUUUUUUUAUUUGAUUUUUUAUAAUUUUUUAUGUAUGUAAGAAAACAUAUAUUUUUCUUUAUUAUGCCUAUAAAUAACGUAUCAAACAAAAAAGGGGGCUAAGCUAAUAAAUAACCCAUCCAAACUUGUUCGGGUUGGGCGAGUCAUGUUUUCAUGGACUAAAUUAAAGAUAUGUAUAAUCUACUAAAGUGUCCUUUAAUCUUGUAGUUUUAAACAUAUGCCAUGUGGGAUGUAAAAUGUUAGAAUUAAAGAGUUGUCAAAUUAGGAAAGAUGCAUUCUUUGAAACAGACUAAAAAGGAAAGUAAGACAAACAAAUUGAAACGGAGGGAGUAGUACUUUAAGAAUCAAAACGGACUGAAACUUGGUGUUGCUUUUACCUAAUAUGAAUUUUGGACUCCAUUUUCAGGGCUUUAGGCACUGGUGAACCAUUGUUCAAUAUGAAUUCUGGACGAUUACAAGCGUCACUGGAUAGAGUGGAGGCCAUCUUUUCCCAAUAAGCACAUUCAGUACUUGGUAUUGUCCCUGCUUAUAUCUUCAAAACCUGUUGAGUUUGGUGGUCGCUCAAUCUCCCUUGUGAAAGCAUGAAUCACCCAGAGAUCUCAUUUAUGGAGUUUGAGAGACCUCAAGGACUAAUCAUUGUCAGCUAAGUUGGUAGUUAUUUUCUGUCUUAAUUUUGUUUCUGUCGUGCUAUGUUACUUUUUUUUUUUUGAUAACCUUCUGUCAGUGUUAUGUUACCUUUUUUUUUUUUUUUUUUUUUUUGAUAACCUUUAUGUUCCUCUGCUUGUAAGCUAACACUUUUCUGAUAUAACUUCUUGCUUGUGCUUCUGAGGGAAGGGAGCUAAACACCACUGUGUUCUGGAUUUUGACACACUGUUGAAUGUUCUGUUAAGAGCUGGCUAGGCGAAAGCUCUCUUAAUUGUCUCCUUUCUACAGUAUUGAUCCUUUAAUUGUUUGGCUUGACUUGGUUGAUUGUCUCAUUUCAAACAUAAAUCACUUCCAUUAUUACCGAACCUCUGUGAAGAUCGGCAAGACCGUUCUGGAAAUUGUAAGAGGACUUACUCCCACUUUUGAAGACCUUCAGGAGACAAGUUUUUCCAACUUUAUGUGGUGUACUAGAUAAUGGCCCUAAAAACUAGUUAAAAGUAGUAGUAGUAGUAGUAGAGCACUUUUUUUUUAAUAGCAUUGAGUGCAUAAUUUGAACUUAAUUGGUUGAGUCUUCAAAAUUGAUCCACACGAUACCUUAUCUCACCAAGGAGUUUUGAUUGAGCAUGCAGGGAAGAAGUAGAGAGCUCGUAAAAUGGAGAUAUGAUCGAUCACAGUGGGCUGUACAGCCAAGAUUGUACAUCAUAAUGGGUGAUUUUUGAGAGCUAUGUCUUGUAAAAUGAUUGGAAGCUUGAUUUAUCUCGAGUUCUAUACUGUAAAUUAGUAUUACUCUACCUUUGCUUAAUUUUUUUGAUGUAGCAUAGGUGGAUGCUAUCAUCGGGCUCUAUCUUGGAAACACAUUGAAUGUAAAAUAAAUGUAGAAGAAAUCUUAAUUAAAACAAUGGCAAUUCCUUAAAUUGUGGAUGAUUGUCAAUUCACGAGCAUAUGAGGAUGUAAUUUUGUUUGGUUUGUCGACUUUAUGAUCUUCGUCCGAUUAUAAUACAAUUGGUUUAUCUUGUGUUUGAUUUAUAGGACAUGUUAUUGUUGAUAUUGACCAAUAAAUUAUCGAGCUCCUAGAAAAUGUUGAAGUAAAGAGUGAAGGAGAGUUGGCUGUCCAGCUGUGCAGGAGUACCAAAGGAAGGAGGCAGAAGCGGAACCGAGAUUUUUAGUUUAUGGAUUCUGGAUCAUAUAUUUUUUUUUUUUUUUUGCGCUUAUUGGGUCCUGCUUGUCAUUUGUCAAUUGUACCGUCGAACCUUUACGCCCCUGUUGGUUUAAAAAGAAAAAAGUUGGA
Molecule: messenger RNA, 3600 nt
Organism: Lycium barbarum (goji berry)
Lineage: Eukaryota; Viridiplantae; Streptophyta; Magnoliopsida; Solanales; Solanaceae
Exons: 4
Coding region: 919-1452 (177 amino acids)
Source: RefSeq, a predicted model, not a curated record